AGCUUAGCACCUCCUCCUGGUUUUCAUUUGUGUGAAGAUCAGACCACCUCAUAAAGCCCCUGAUAAAUGCUGCAAGCUCCAGGGCUGGCUGCUGUCUCCUGCCUAUGGUGCUGAACUGAGACAGACAUGAAGGAGAUCCUGACUCUUCUACUGAGCUGCAUCACCUGUAGAGGGCAGGGGAUUGAGAGCAGCCUUCCUGUACAGGACUGUGCCCUGCUCUCUGCCCAUGGACAUCUCACCCAGCACCAGGUGACAGAUGGCAAGGAAUUGGUGAUCUCUACAUGGGACACCAGGAGACAACUGGUAUCAUGCUCUGUGGAGGAGGAUGAAGGGGCUGUAAAUUCUUUCCUAACCCAAUGCAUCAGGCAAGAUGAUGAGUUGUACAGUAGCUAUGGAGGCUUUGCUGAAGCCAGAAUGGCAUGCUUCUAUUUUCUGCAAUCAAGGAGAACACAAGCAAAUGAUCACCAUGCAAGAGUCAAGAGAGGCUUUACCUACCCAGGAACCCUGUGGUGCGGAGCUGGGAAUAAUGCAGAAAAAGAAACUGAUCUAGGUGAACACAGAGAAACAGACUCAUGCUGCAGGACACACGACCACUGUGAGCAUGUCAUCCACUCCUUAACCUCCAACUAUGGCCACUGGAACCUCCGCUGGCACACCAUCAGUCACUGCCAGUGUGACAACAAGUUUAAGGAAUGCCUUCGAGGAGUCAAUGAUACAGUAUCCCGCGUGGUGGGGCAGGCUUUCUUCAAUGUCAUUAAGGUGCAGUGCUUUGAGUUAACCUACAAGCAGCAUUGUGCAAAAAGGACAUGGUAUGGAUGGUGUGAGGAGUAUGUGAAUAUGACUGUGGCUGUUCCAAUGGACUCAGGCCUGUAUGAUUAUGGAGGAAAUCUCAUUGACAAGCCACCUCUAACAAAGGAAAUACAUGCCACUAAGCCACCAUCAGCAGACCCAUCACCUGAGCCACCAACUCUGGGACAAGUCAUGAAAGCUACUGAAGACCUGUUGAAGAUCAUGAUGACAAUAAGUCCAGGCACCUCACCCAACCAGUCCAAAGUAGAUGAUGAUAGUGAUGGCAAGAAAAAGAAAGACAAAACAAAGAAGAAAGAAAGGAAGAAUAAAAAGGGAAAAGGCCUCAAGGGUAAAAGGAAAAAUCAGUUUAAAAAGGAGAAUGUUGACUCUCCAGCCAAAGAAAUAUGGGGUAAGAGCACUGAAAAAGAUGAGAAGGCCGUGCCAGAGAACCAGCCACUUGACAUCUUGGAUGGGGAACCUAAACAGGAUCCAUUCAAUGAUGUCCUUAAUGAUGAGCCGAUCAGAAACAAUGGAGCUAAAGCACCUACACCAUUGACGCCCACCUACAAAAUGGAAGAACUAAAAGCUAAGGUAACAUCGCCUCCACCAGAAUCAAGACCUUGCACCAGGAAACCUCAAAGGAAAAACUGGCAAGAACGAAAGGGGAGACGAGAGCGGAAGAAGAAACCUAAGACACAGUCUUGUGGUCCUUCAAACACACAGUGAACAUUGUCUUGUUCAUUCUUAUGAUGUUAUAUAUCAGUAUACAAAUGUUGGUAAAUAGGCUACAUUCCUGGGAAGUGUGCAAAAAUAAUGACUAUAACCACUUUGCUGCUAAAUAUUUGGCCAUAAUCAAUACGUUAUUUGUUUUGUAUCACAUAAGAGAGAAUACAAUCUGUUGUGUG
Nanorana parkeri is the source of this 1694-nucleotide messenger RNA. RefSeq names its product protein interacting with cyclin A1 (gene PROCA1). The transcript has 4 exons. Gene Ontology annotation, biological process: arachidonate secretion; phospholipid metabolic process. NCBI's taxonomy places the organism in Eukaryota, Metazoa, Chordata, Amphibia, Anura, Dicroglossidae. Gene Ontology annotation, molecular function: A2-type glycerophospholipase activity. Bases 127 to 1515 code for a protein of 462 amino acids. The record is from RefSeq and is a predicted model, not a curated record.